Molecule: messenger RNA, 709 nt
Organism: Vitis vinifera (wine grape)
Lineage: Eukaryota; Viridiplantae; Streptophyta; Magnoliopsida; Vitales; Vitaceae
Exons: 3
Coding region: 50-709 (219 amino acids)
Source: RefSeq, a predicted model, not a curated record
UCCGCGACUAACAUUGAAUACCUUGAACACAUUCCUCACUAAUAUAUAGAUGACCACUGUUCGGCGGAAAAGAAAAGAACACCUCCCAGCUACAUGCAGCCAGGUGAAACUGCCAAAAUCAUGGUGUUCUGGCAAAAAAUUCAUUUCAGUCAUCGCGAGGCUUCCUGAUGAUAAACGAGACGCUAUUACCGAAAUGGGAUUUGGAGGACUUCUACACUUGGCUUGUCGAGAACUACGCUACGAGUUGUGUUCUUGGAUAAUUUCUAAUUAUGACACUGCCUACCAUCAACUGAAUAUGGCUACUGGCGUUGUUGUCCCGGUAAUAGCACAAGAUGUCGGCAAUAUUAUGGGCAUCCCAUGUAAUGGUGAGGAGAUUGUGGUGCAUACUAGGAGAGACACCUCUAAUCGCACCUACACCAUAAGUCUAUUGGAGCAAAAUCUAGAGAACUUGGCCAUUGGUGAUGACUUCAGGAAGACUUUCUUGAUUUUUGCAUGUGCCACCCUACUUGCACCUAACUCCAAGCUUGAAGGAAUACGUGACCUAUGGGACACCAUAUGGGAUGAUGACGUUGGUGUCCAAGAGAAUUGGUCAAAAUUUGUCCUACAUUACAUAGAGGAUGGAAUCAGAGAAUACCAGAAAAACCAGCCAACUUACAUACGCGGUUGCUUUAUUUUUCUCCAGUUUCAUUUAAAUUACAAUUUAUUUUAA